AUGCAACUCCUCGACCAAUUCCUCCAGCUCCGAUACGAGCUCAUCGGCAGCCUCACAGCAUGGGUCAACGGCACCUACUUCAUCCCCCCAGAGGCAAUGGCCAGCAUUCUCGACCGUCACAUCCAAGAUAUCGCCCAUUAUCAGGGAUUAGGUGACAGUUACUUCUACCUCAAAUGCAACAAAGUCAGGCAGAUUUUGCUCUUUGCGAGCCACGAGCUCCAAGUGAGGAGGACGUUGACGCGUGAUGUAUGUCGAGCUAUGAAUGAGGCUGUUGUGUGCCUUCGGCAACUUCAGGUUAGUUGA
This is a messenger RNA of Penicillium diatomitis, 303 nucleotides long. RefSeq lists its product as uncharacterized. The transcript has a single exon. NCBI's taxonomy places the organism in Eukaryota, Fungi, Ascomycota, Eurotiomycetes, Eurotiales, Aspergillaceae. Bases 1 to 303 code for a protein of 100 amino acids. The record is from RefSeq and is a predicted model, not a curated record.